GCUCCAUUAMUUUGGUGAAUAAUGACACAUCAGGAAUGUGGUUUACAGUACACCCAAAUCAUCAAAUCUUGUCCUUCUUGCGGCCACCAAAUCAAGUGCCCACAAAAUCAAAAGGGUGGAAUUCAUACUCUACCGGGUCUGCCUGCGGGUGUGAAAUUCGACCCUACGGAUCAACAGCUUCUUCAACAUUUAGAGGGAAAGGUUGUUGGGUGUGAUUAUGCUCACAGCCUCAUCCAUGAAUUCAUCCCCACUAUUCAAUGGGACCAAGGAAUUUGCUAUACACAUCCCCAGAAGUUGCCUGGAGUACAAAAGGAUGGUUUGGUCCGGCACUUCUUCCACCGGCCGUCCAAGGCCUACACAACAGGAAAAAGAAAAAGAAGAAAAGUACAUGCCGAGGACACCGACGGUGAGGGCGACACCCGGUGGCACAAGACCGGGAAGACGAGGCCGGUUCUGGUGGGCGGGAGAGUGAAGGGUUACAAAAAGAUACUGGUCCUAUACACCAACUAUGGGAAGCAAAGAAAGCCGGAGAAGACGAACUGGAUAAUGCACCAAUACCAUUUGGGGAGCAGUGAGGAAGAGAAAGAUGGAGAGAUUGUGGUUUCAAAAGUGUUCUACCAAACACAGCCUAGGCAAUGUGGAGUGACGAAGGACUCCAUUUCUCUCAAGUUUAGGGGACAAAAGAUCAAUAAUGGCCAUGAGUUGGGUUCCAAUCCUAACCCAGCUGUUGAUUUCUAUAACCCUUCUUUCAUCUCUUUUCAGCCGAGUGAUCAAAAUAGAUCGGGAGGCAAUUCGUUUGCAGUCCACGGUGGGUCCUCUGUUGUUUCAUGAUCAUUGUUAAUUAUUGUCGUAUGAAUAAAUUGGAGAGAGGGAACUGUGAUAAUGAAUACAGUACAGAUGAAUCAAUAUGGAAAUAUAUAUUUAAGAAACAAACGAUCAGGUAUUCAUGAGCCGGACGUACUACACAUUGUAGUUUUCUUCCUAGUUGAUU
Momordica charantia (bitter melon) is the source of this 991-nucleotide messenger RNA. RefSeq names its product NAC domain-containing protein 73. The record is from RefSeq and is a predicted model, not a curated record. NCBI's taxonomy places the organism in Eukaryota, Viridiplantae, Streptophyta, Magnoliopsida, Cucurbitales, Cucurbitaceae. Gene Ontology annotation, biological process: regulation of DNA-templated transcription. Gene Ontology annotation, cellular component: nucleus. Gene Ontology annotation, molecular function: transcription cis-regulatory region binding; DNA-binding transcription factor activity.